AUGGUUCAAUUUGGACACGAUUUCAAAGAAAAAUACUAUUCGCUAUUAGACAAAGAUGUCACUCUUGUCAACCAUGGUUCUUAUGGUACUACCUCAACGAUGGUCAUGGAAGAAUUGAAAAAAGUAUGUGAGCUGGAAGAAAAUUAUCCUGAUGCCUUUUAUCUCAUUAAAGCAAAGGAGAGAUACGUUGCUCAAAUUAAGGCAUUAUCUGAUUACAUUGGAUUAGAUUCGAAAAAUCUUGCAUUGGUUCCAAAUGCAACUAUGGGUAUAAAUACAGUAUUACGGUCUGUACCAUGGGAUUUUGAAAAGGAUAGUGUUUUGGUACACACAACUUCUUACGGUGCCUGUUCUAAUACAGUUAAAUUUCUUCAUGAUUACUAUGGUCUUAAAUUUGAUACCACUAAUAAUGUCUAUCCUAUGGAAGAUGAUGAUGUGUUGAAAAAUUUCGAAGAAAAAUUGGCUACAGGUAAGCAUAAGCUUUGUAUGUUUGAUAUGAUAUCUUCUAUGCCAGGGGUCAUGUUACCAUAUGAAAAAUUGAUAACUUUAUGUAAAAAAUACAAUGUCUUGAGUUUAAUAGAUGGUGCACAUGCGAUUGGAAUGGUAGACCUUAAAUUUAUUGAUGAAUUGCAACCAGAUUUCUUAACCACCAACCUGCAUAAGUGGAUGAGUGUUCCAAAAUCAUGUGCCAUGUUGUACGUUAAUCCAAAACAUCAUAGUACUAUUCAAACUAACCCUAUUUCAUGGUCCUAUAUACCUAAUGACAUUAAGGAAGGAUCAGAUGAAGUUGCAGACACUGUAAUGAUUGAUAAGUUCUGGUACCUCGGUACUGUUUCUUAUGCCCCAAUGUUAUGUGUCGAGGAAGCCAUCAAGUUCCGCAAAGAAAUUUGUGGUGGCGAAAAGGUAAUUAGAAACUAUCAAGUUCAACUAAGAAAGGAGGCCAUCAAAUUAGUUAUCGAACAAUUUGGUCCCGGAGCCGAACUAUUAGAAAAUACAAGAGGAACGUUAAAUGUUCCAGGUAUGUUUAAUAUUUCCUUCCCUGUUGAAGAAAAAUAUGUUCCGGUAGUGAAAUACUUGAUCGACAAUUUCCAUGAAUGGAGGAAAUUCAAGGCAGAUUGCGAAGGUAUAAUGGUUGCAAAAGAUAAAUCAUUCGCACCUUUUUUGGUUCACAACAACAAGAUAUAUGUGAGAUUCAGUGUGUUUAUCAUUAAUGAGGCCAGUGACUAUACAAAAUCUGCGAAAUCCAUUAAGGUCCGUUUAGAAGAAGCCUUAGAAGAGAAAUAUCAAACUCUUUACGGAGUUGGAGGAAAAUUACAGAAUCUAAAUAUUGAUUAA
Maudiozyma saulgeensis is the source of this 1332-nucleotide messenger RNA. The record is from the annotation of a GenBank genome assembly. Lineage: Eukaryota; Fungi; Ascomycota; Saccharomycetes; Saccharomycetales; Saccharomycetaceae.